AUGGAGGGGCUGAUUCAAGCCCCCGAGCUGGACACUCUUGAGGAGCAGCUGCUGACGAAAAAAGAAAAGAAAGAAAGAAGCAGCAAAAGGCUGUUGGAAGCAGCAGAAGCAAACAGCACAGAAAGGGCCCUUGCGCUCCUCAAGGAGGGCGCAGACCCCGCCGUCGAACCACUGGGCAGCAUUCAAGGGACACACACGCAUUUUGCAUUUGCUGCUGAAGGCGGGGCUCUCUCCUUUUGA
Molecule: messenger RNA, 240 nt
Organism: Eimeria necatrix
Lineage: Eukaryota; Apicomplexa; Conoidasida; Eucoccidiorida; Eimeriidae
Exons: 2
Coding region: 1-240 (79 amino acids)
Source: RefSeq, a predicted model, not a curated record